AUGUAUUCAACAAGCACACAGAAAAAAGAAUGGACUUUCACGGCUGAACAAAUCGAUGAUCAAAGACAAGAGGUAAGAAAAUCGAUUCUGAAUCCGCUUAUUGAUUAGACCAGGUCUAUAAAAUCAGACCGCUUUUUGGAAAUUUUCAAAUUGAAACAGACAACUUAAUAAUUUUCAUUAAAAAAUCAAUUAAUCGUUAACGAUUGUCCUAUUUAGCCAAAAUAACACAAUCAAAAUUUCAAGUUUUUGUUAAACUUAAGGCAUUAAAUCGGUUAUUUAUUUUCUCCUUGUAUCAAUAAUUUUUCUUUAGGUCAACCAAAAGUUUCGUGAGAAAUACAAAGAUUUUGUUGAAGAAGGCGAACAUGAAAUAUUUCUAACGUGUCAAGAAGAACUUUCAAUGCAACGAAUUGUCGAAGAAGCCGCAUUGAAAUUCGCCGACAAAUUUCGCCCCUCAAUUUGGCCAUCUGUAAAAUGGACCGCUUAUGCGUAUUUCAAACGUCUUUUUCUCAAAUGGUCCGCGUGUGAUAAUAGCCCCAAAUUGGUUAUUAUGGCAUGUUUUUAUUUGGCAAUGAAAAUCGAUGAAUUUUUCGUGACCAUUGAUGAAUUUGUUGGGAAUUUAACGUAAUUUCUCUUUUCUUUUUUAUUUUAUUUUUAAUAAUUUGUUUUUGUUGCAGAACUGGAAACCCUUCUCAAAACGCUGAACGAAUUUUAGCACUUGAGCCUGAAAUAAUGCGAGAAUUGGAUUAUAAUCUAACUGUUCAUUGCCCCUAUCGGUAAGUGUUUGAAGUUUAACAAAAAAUAUGAAUUUCUGGGUUUCAGACCAUUUGAAGGGCAUUUAAUGGAAAUGAAAACACGAAUGUUGCUUUUGAAUUUUGAUUUGGAAUCAAUUCGAAAUGAUUCGCAACGAUUUUUCCAAUUGGCUCUACAAACUGAUGCUCUUUUAAUGUAUCCACCUUCACAAAUCGCAUUGGCUGCUGUCAAAUUUGGCCUCAAAUCUCAGGGUAUGUUUUUUCUUUUUCCCAGAAUAGUUCAAAGAAUAAAUCAGUUUUCCACUAUCAAUUUCUUCCUCACCGAAACAUGUUUUGUUUUUCCUCUCCUUUCCUUUCUUUUCCCUUCCUUUUUCUACCUUCAAUAUUUCCAUUGUCAUUUUCGUUCCAGGAAAAUCAAAUGAUGUAUUGCGUGAUUUUCUCAAUAAAUUGCUUGGCGUCGAAGAAGAUGCUUGGGGAGGCGGAGUUGUUCCGGAUGCGAAUACGCAUGUCGAAAAAUUACUCGUGAAACUCGAAAUGAUUGAAAAUACUGUGGAAGGUGGAACUAACAAAUUGUCCGAUGACGCAGUUUCGAAUUUACAGGUAUAAUAAAAUAUUAUGAGAGUUAUGACGUGGCAAAUUCAUGAGAGAUUUUUGAUGGCUCCUAAUAUGCUUCUGGAUUAUUAUCUUGUUCAGAAACAUUUUCUCAAAAAUUUGCCACGUCAUAACUUUUUUCAAAGAAAAUUUUUGUUGACUUUUCAUUUCACCACAUUUAUCAGGAAGUUAGAAACGAUCAAACUUUAUGAAAAAAAAUCAACCGCGCAUUUCCUAAAGUAUCAAAUUGGCUAAUUACAAACCUAAUUACGAAAUUCAUUUUUUCAGAAUCGCGCUGGAGAUCUGUCAAACUUUUUGCUUAUUUUGGACAAACGUCGAAAUGAUAAAUGGCAAGCCGAAGGAGGAAUUGGAAGACCGCCAGGAGAAAAAGAUGAACAACCUGUUGAUUCGGAUGAUGAAUGA
Messenger RNA from Caenorhabditis angaria, 1763 nucleotides. The record is from the annotation of a GenBank genome assembly. Lineage: Eukaryota; Metazoa; Nematoda; Chromadorea; Rhabditida; Rhabditidae.